ACAGCUGUUUCACGGUCAAAUGGAACAGCCGUAUAUGAUUAGUGAUAUUUCUGGUGACUUUUGCGUUUGCCCCAAGUCAGUGAAGGUUGAGUGUGUGAGGGUUUGCAAUGUCGGAUUUAGGAAGUGGAGAUGAGGGUUCAAGUUCGCAAAGUCCCCAAGCACAUGUGGAGCAGGAAUUGGCGACUAAAAUGCUCCAGAUUCAGAGCAAGCGAUUCUAUUUAGAUGUCAAACAAAAUCGGAGAGGUCGCUUCAUUAAAGUUGCAGAGGUAAGUUGUGCUAUGGAAAAGGUAAUGAAUUUAUUAUACAUUUUUUCAUCUAUUCAGAUUGGAGCAGAUGGACGGAGAUCUCAGAUUUUCUUGGCCUUAUCUACCGCCGCAGAGUUCAGGGAUCACCUGUCAGCUUUCAGCGAAUACUAUUCAUCAUUGGGGCCUCCAAAUCCUGAUAAUGUACCCGAAGAUGGCAAGUUGAAAAGCGAAAUGAUGAUGAAAGACAACCGCCGCUACUAUCUCGAUCUGAAGGAAAACGCAAGAGGACGCUUUCUACGAGUCUCCCAGACCAUCACUAGGGGCGGGCCCCGUUCUCAAGUCGCCAUACCGGCACAAGGGAUGAUUGAAUUUCGGGAUGCACUCACAGAUCUCUUGGACGAGUUUACUCAGGACGAACACGCUUAUAAACACGACCUGCCUGAAGGCAACCAGAUGCAUGUUGACAACAAAAACUUUUACUUUGACAUUGGCCAGAACAACCGUGGGGUGUACAUGCGCAUCAGCGAGGUAAAAACGAAUUUCAGGACCGCCAUCACCCUACCAGAAAAAAGCUGGCCAAGGUUCCGAGAUAUACUAGCCGACUAUUGCGACAAGCUGAACAAACCGCUGGGCGGUCAGGGUCAGUCUCAAGGGAUCGGUUCAGGUCCCGGUUCGGAUCAGCACACAAUGGUUGGAAACAAUACUCAGCAAGACAGCGGGACAAGUUUAAAGUAGGCGUCUCUGCCAUUUUAGACUAUUAGAUUUAUUAAUAUAACAAAUUAUAAAAUUGGACAGUAGUGCCAUCAGUGUCUUGUCCAGUUUGUGCACUUGAAUUAUCCAGAAGGUAAAAAAACAAAAAUAUAAAAAAAAGGGAAUGGGCAUUGACGAGACCCUAAUGGCAAAAUAUUUGAUUCGACAGUUGGUUUUCAGAGCAGUGUUUCAAAACACUAUAAAUGUUAGAUUCUCUAUUAUAUGUUGAAAAUAUUACAAAAAAAUGAAUUGUUUAUUUAGCUGAUUUUUAAGUUGUUAAUAUUUGGGAUGGAUCUGUGUAAGUUUGAAAUGAAAAACAUGGAAAAUCAAUAAGGGCACCACAAUAGUGUUUUCAAAAUUAACAGAUUUUAGAAAAGUUUCUAAAGAAUUAUCAAUUAGAUGUUAUAUUUUGAUUUUGCAUAUAUUUGAUCGGUUCAUAUUUAUGAUGUUUCUGUGAUGUUAAAUUAUUUAUGUAUUUAUAAUAAAGAUCUUUUAUUUA
Molecule: messenger RNA, 1494 nt
Organism: Harmonia axyridis
Lineage: Eukaryota; Metazoa; Arthropoda; Insecta; Coleoptera; Coccinellidae
Gene: Pur-alpha
Product: transcriptional activator protein Pur-alpha
Exons: 5
Coding region: 108-980 (290 amino acids)
Biological process (GO): regulation of transcription by RNA polymerase II
Cellular component (GO): nucleus
Molecular function (GO): purine-rich negative regulatory element binding; DNA-binding transcription factor activity, RNA polymerase II-specific; RNA polymerase II transcription regulatory region sequence-specific DNA binding
Source: RefSeq, a predicted model, not a curated record